AUGUCAAGCAAAAAAUCAAAUAAUUGGCAUUGGGACGAGAAGAACUAUGGCAAGUGGAGCCAAGAAUAUCUAUCUAAUGCUCUUAAAGGCAUAAAUUUCCAGGUCUACUGUUCACCACUAACCAUAGACGCAAUAGACUUCAAUGGCCAUACGACUGUAUCAAUGCGUAAGGGAGCACAAAUUGUGACUUAUGAGUAUGAAAUCAAGGUAAAUUGGUCUGUCAAGUUGACUAAACCUGUUGAAAGUAACUGUGAAAACAUUAAUGGGUUAUUUGAGAUUAAAGAGUUUGACACUGAAAAUUUGGAGGAUGAAAGCUACGUUCUUAGCGCCAAAAUUAAUUGCCAUGAUACCCACACUUCGGUGUUGAAUGAAUUGAAGAACAAUUACUUUAAACUAGUGAAGAAAGCGUUAUCCAAUUUUACGAAAGAUUUAAAGGCGCAUGACGCUAGCAAAAUAUCAAUCGAAGAGGAUAUUAAAGGGAAAAUAACAGAGCGCGAAAAACCAGCAAUCCUCAGUCCCUCGCCACCACCUGGAAACACCGUCUCCGCCUGGAAUCACAACGGAUAUCACUGGGAAGAGAAACCGAUGACUAAGUGGUCCCAAAAUGAAAUAAAGCGGCUACUAGAAUCUAAGCCAAUAACAAUAUGUUCUACAACAAUUACACUGAAGGACGUAAGUGCCACAGGAGAGUCAUCAGUAACCAUAAGGAGGGGAAACAAGGUUAUAUACUAUGAUUUUGUGAUAAAGGCCAAGUGGGAAGGUAGCGAUGGCUGUGAAGGAAGUUUGGAGACCAACAAUUUUAACUCUGCAGAAAAUGCUGACAAAGAGAUUGAUGUUUCAGGGGAAUUUGAAAUAACAUACGAAGUGGAGAAAGGGAGUGUAGAUACACAAAAAAUCACAGUCGAAGUAAUCAAAAGGUUAAAUGAGUAUAUCAAUUUGCUUAAGUUGAAAUAG
Messenger RNA from Babesia microti strain RI, 954 nucleotides. RefSeq names its product Activator of Hsp90 ATPase N-terminal. The transcript is spliced from 7 exons. Bases 1 to 954 code for a protein of 317 amino acids. Gene Ontology annotation, cellular component: cytosol. The record is from RefSeq and is a predicted model, not a curated record. Lineage: Eukaryota; Apicomplexa; Aconoidasida; Piroplasmida; Babesiidae. Gene Ontology annotation, molecular function: ATPase activator activity; protein-folding chaperone binding. Gene Ontology annotation, biological process: positive regulation of ATP-dependent activity; protein folding.